Molecule: messenger RNA, 2166 nt
Organism: Diuraphis noxia (Russian wheat aphid)
Lineage: Eukaryota; Metazoa; Arthropoda; Insecta; Hemiptera; Aphididae
Product: NADP-dependent malic enzyme-like
Biological process (GO): malate metabolic process; pyruvate metabolic process
Cellular component (GO): mitochondrion
Molecular function (GO): NAD binding; malate dehydrogenase (decarboxylating) (NADP+) activity
Source: RefSeq, a predicted model, not a curated record
CACCUUUUCUAUGCUUUUUCUAUAACUAUAUAUAGAAUCUGUAUUUUACAUAUUAUAAUUCUAACAAUAUAAUGAACAGUUAAAUCCUUUAGUAUUAAUAUUUAAUAGUAUUAUUUUAUCUGCUAUUCGUUUUAGUCAUUGUUUUCUUUAAAAUACUUUCGUCUAUAUUAUUUUGUGUACCUUCUAAUGCAAACGAUCUAAAAGUACUUCAAAUAAAUCAAAAUGAAUUAUUUACCAAAAACUAUAUGCUCUAGUACAUCAUUGGUUUCAAGAAACUUAGCCUUAUAUUGUGUCAGUUCUUCAUGUAUUGAUCGAUCAAAAUGCCGCAAAUUUCAUUUUUCAUCACCCUCACGCACGCCUGGAGAUAUUAUAUGUCCUUCAUUAGUUCAGGGAAUUGAUUAUAUUCGUGACCCUCGAUUAAACAAAGGCCUUGCCUUCACUCUCGAAGAACGACAAGCACUUGGUAUACAUGGGUUGAUGCCACCAAAGUUUAAAACACAAGAAGAACAACUUGAAGUUUGUCGAUUCAGUGUCAUGAAGUAUCAAGAAGAUUUGAAUAAGUUCCUAUACUUGGCUGAAUUACAAGAUCGAAAUGAAAGGCUUUAUUUUAGGCUUUUAUCUGAAAAUAUUCAUAUGUUACUGCCAAUUGUUUAUACUCCAACUGUUGGGUUAGCAUGCCAAAAGUUUGGUUUGAUAUUCCGCCGUCCUAGAGGAUUAUUUAUUACCAUUAAUGACAAAGGACAUAUUUAUGACUUGCUAAAAAAUUGGCCAGAACCAAAUGUUCGUGCAAUAGUAGUUACUGACGGGGAACGUAUCCUUGGCCUAGGGGAUCUUGGAGCAUGUGGUAUGGGUAUACCAGUUGGUAAAUUAUCAUUAUAUACUGCUUUAGCAGGAAUCAAACCUCAUCAAUGUUUACCAAUAACACUGGACGUGGGAACCAAUAAUGAACAACUUUUAGAAGAUCCUUUGUAUAUUGGCCUUAGACAAAAGCGUAUUUCGGGACCUUUGUACGAUGAAUUUAUUAACGAAUUCAUGGAAGCUUUAGUUAAACGAUAUGGGCAAAAUGUAUUGAUACAGUUUGAAGAUUUUGGAAACCAUAAUGCAUUCCGAUUCUUGGAUAUGUUUCGUAACAAAUAUUGCACAUUCAAUGAUGAUAUUCAAGGUACAGCAUCUGUAGCAGUUGGAGGUCUUCUAACUUCACGUCGUUUGACUAAAAGGCGUAUUUCAGAAUCAACAUUUUUAUUUUUGGGAGCAGGAGAAGCAGCUAUUGGUAUUGCAAACUUAACUGUACGUGCUAUGUUAACUGAGGGGUGUUCAUUAGAAGAAGCUCGUAGUAAAAUAUGGAUGAUGGAUAUUGAUGGUCUUUUGGUAAAAAAUCGACCUGAAGGAAAUUUACAAGGAGAUAAAGCAUUUUAUGCUAAAGAUCACAAAGUUAUGAAAAGUCUCUUUGAGGUCGUCAAAGAAAUACAACCAAAUGUGUUGAUUGGUGCUGCUGCAGCAGCAGGAGCUUUCAAUAAAGAUGUUUUGGAGCAUGUUGCUUCUUAUUGUGAAAAACCCAUUAUUUUUGCUCUUAGUAAUCCAACAGCAAAAGCUGAGUGUACUGCUGAACAAGCAUACACUCACACUCAAGGCCGUUGUAUUUUUGCAAGUGGUUCACCAUUCUCGCCUGUUACUAUAAAUGGACGUACAAUUACACCUGGACAAGGAAACAAUGCUUAUAUAUUCCCUGGAGUAGCUCUUGGUGUUAUCAGUACCGGAAUACAUCAUAUUACUGAAGAUUUAUUUUUAAUUGCUUCCCAAGAAUUGGCUAAUUUUGUUACUGAAGAAGAUUUGGAAAAAGGCAGCAUUUAUCCUCCAUUAAAUUUGAUUAAAGAUUGUUCUUUACAAAUUGCAAUCAAAAUAGCAGAAUAUGCUUAUGAAAAAGGAAUCGCGUCCCAUUAUCCAGAGCCAAAGGAUAAAAAGAAGUUUAUUGAAUCACAGAUGUAUGAUUUUAACUAUGACAACCCACUCCCACCAAAAUACAGCUGGCCAGAAGAAACUGAACCUAUAAAAUCCAAAUCUAUUCAUGAUCUUACAGGAGAUCACCUAAAAAAACACUAAGGUUAUUAAUCAUAAAUUUAAAAGUAGUUAAAAACAUUUUAUCGAUUUCUAAUAUUUCUAAUUCAG